This is a messenger RNA of Pimephales promelas (fathead minnow), 910 nucleotides long. Its product is annotated as troponin I, slow skeletal muscle-like. Gene Ontology annotation, cellular component: troponin complex. Lineage: Eukaryota; Metazoa; Chordata; Actinopteri; Cypriniformes; Leuciscidae. Gene Ontology annotation, biological process: skeletal muscle contraction; cardiac muscle contraction. The record is from RefSeq and is a predicted model, not a curated record.
UAUUUUAUUUUGCAGAUAAGCAGGAACUACAGAAGCAUGUCUGAUGCUCCCCAACCAAAGCCAAAACCCAAGAUAAGUUCAGCCCGUCGGCUGGGGUUGAAGAUGAGGCUGCUGAGUACAGCAAUGGAAAUGCUGAUGGUAGAGAAGCAGGAUAAAGAGAAGGAGAGGAAACAAGUGCUGAGUGAAAGAAUUCCUCCCAUCAAACUUUCUGGCCUGUCAGUACAGGAAUUACAGAAACUUUGCAGGGAUUUGCAUCUCAAGGUUGAUGUGAUUGAUGAGGAACGCUAUGACAUUGACGUUAAGGUGGCCAAAAAUGACAAAAAGAUACAGGAAAUGAAUCAGAAGAUCUAUGAGAUGAAGAGCAAGCUGAAGAGGCCUAACCUGAAGAGAGUGAAACUGUCGGCUGAAAAUUUGCUAAGUGUUCUUCUGGGCUCCAAACACACGCAGUCCAUUGAUUUCAAAGCUAACCUGAAGACUGUGAAAAAAGAAGAGGAGAAGAAAGAAGAGGUGACUGACUGGCGUAAGAAUGUGGAGGCCAUGUCAGGAAUGGAGGGCAGAAAGAAGAUGUUUAAUGCUGGACAGACGUAAAAGAUUUGUAUUCCUUUGCUGUCAUGGCCUGGUUUUGGAAGGCGUUUGCUGAGGGGCUGAGAGAGUGACGAAGAUUGAAUUUUGAUCUUGUUUUGGUCAUGAUUGUACUGCGGAUUAUGGUAGAACGCGUUUAUAAAUAGACUGUUUGUGUGAAAUAAGAGUUAACAAUGUUAUAGGCUUAUGUGAUUGUAAUGGAUAAUGGUAGAAUGCGUUUAUAAAUAGACUGUUUGUGUGAAAUAAGAGUUAACCAUGUUAAAUAGCUAUACCAGAGACAAUAAAGUAAUAGUCUUAUCGGCUAACACAAUAAAAAAUAAAAUAAAAA